Messenger RNA from Penicillium manginii, 2739 nucleotides. RefSeq names its product F-box domain protein. NCBI's taxonomy places the organism in Eukaryota, Fungi, Ascomycota, Eurotiomycetes, Eurotiales, Aspergillaceae. The transcript is spliced from 4 exons. Gene Ontology annotation, molecular function: protein binding. The coding region runs from base 1 to 2739 and encodes 912 amino acids. The record is from RefSeq and is a predicted model, not a curated record.
AUGCGAGCGACCGUGGGUCAAGGAAUCCAAGCGAUCGACGAGCGGCGUCAUGUGGAGGUUGGGACGCACAGCCACUCUCCAAAGGGCAUCUUCAACUCGAAUGCCGCCAAUUCCGCAUGUCGUGGAUCGCUGGUGAUCAUGGAGGAGGAUGCCUCUUCCCCACGAGAGACCGGCGUCUUUGACCGGCUGCCGUCCAAAGUAAUCGAGCUCAUUCUUUAUGCCGCCGAUGCGAAUACCUUUGCAUCUCUAUCUCUAUUAACGCGACAAUGGAGGCGAACGUCAGACUCGCCGGCACUGUAUACACAUCAUUUGUCGCGUUGUCCCUCCUUUGCUUGGGCGCGGGGCGCGACUCCCACAUCUGGUGAGACGGACACGGACAGCCUGACCACCCUCAAGCGCCUAUUUCUGGAAGAAAUUAGAAGAAAUGCCUUCGACGUAUUUCUGCGGCCUCGUCGAACUCUAGUCCGCUUAAUUUCAAGCUCAAUGAGCUCGUCUACUGCCUUCCCUCAAGGCGAAGUAUUUCGUUUCUCUUUCUCGGAGAAUGGUCAGCUGGUUCUCUGCAUCAGUUCAUCCCGUAUUGUGAUCUUGGAUUUGACUGGCGACUCGGUUUCUUUAAAAUACGAAUUGAAAACCCGUCGCCGACCUUUGGGGGCUACUAUUCACAAUGAUGGCUCUCUCCUUGCGGUCCUGUCAUCUACCCACAAGAUCAACAUCUACUUGCUCUCGGAUGAAAAUGUUAAACUGAUCCAGACAAUCGCACUCAAUGAUGCGCCCCAUGGCUCCAUGGUACUCGGAUCGCCAGUGGACCCCGAACUAGAUGGCAUUGUGACAAUCACAGCUCCGUUUUACACCGAACCGGGGAUCGACGCAACGCCCCAAGAAGUGCAAAUGCGGAUGUGGACAACACAGAUUCUCUUCCCAGAAAUAACGCCCGGCUUCACACAUGCCUGCUUGAUCAAUGGCCAUGAUGAAUCUGAUGAUAGCUGGAUCCUCGGAUACGACAUUCAACUGGCGGCUUUCAGAGCAAUCAAAACUAAUAAUGUUGGAAUGAGUGGCGUCUACUUUGCCAGUCCAUUUUUAGCAGAGGAGCCACGAGAAAUGCAGCCUAUUAUGCUUCCUACAAUAGAUGAGGCUGGUGAACUUGCUGCGUUGGGUUUUGAAGACUCGGAAGUGUGGAUUUAUGGCAUACCGAAACGCCUUGAUAUUCCUUCAACAAGUUCGACUCCUGAGCCUAAUGAUAGCACCGAAACCCGUUUUAGUGGUGACCAUCAUUAUGAGGGUCGGUAUCCUCCACGUGAUAAUUUAGUGCAGUUACACAAGAUCAUUCAACAGCCUAAGGCAUUGAUUCGUGGUCGUCAAGUUACCGACAUGCACGGAAUGACAGCCGCAAAAUGGGUACAUUCAACAGAGAAAACGGCCUACCGACGUCGGUUGGUCACUGUGGCACCUGGUGGUGUACGUCCCCAACUAUUUGGCGAGGAAGAUGUCCCCGUGGACGGCGGACGCAUGCUUGUCCUAGACUUUCAGCGUUCGGUUAUCAAUGGCGAUGAAGUCGAACUUGAUAUUGAAGUUGGAGAAACAGAAGCAAAAAUGCUGAUGGAACCAGACUCAUCCCUGGAUACGGAAGUGGAGCUUGAAAGAAGGAGAACACGCUUGAACCGUGGUGAGACCGACUCGGUAGCCCUCGGUCGCAGACUUUCGCGAAUGAAUCCACGGUCUACGAGCCAGACCUUGGUGCCAGUCCUUCGUCGUAACAGUCUAUCUGUGCCCACAUCGCCCGAGGAAGUCACAGCGGGGAAUGUGCCAGAGAUUCCAUAUGACAACACACUGCCUCGCUCCCAGGAUACACUUCACCGGGCUGCUACAGCCGCAGCCUCAACUCGGGGGAGAUAUGACCCACGGUAUCGUAAUGUCCCCAACCGCCGUUAUGUACCCCAUGAAAGUGAUGCCGACAACUGGGUACCACCGCCUCCCCCGUACAAGCGUGAUGCCGAUGGACCUUUGCCAGACCAUUUGCGGCAAACCCUUCUUGGUAGCACAUCGGGUAACAAUCUUCAAUCUGGUGACUCGGCAUCCCAGCAAAUACAGAGAGCCCAAACCGCCCGUGUUUCACGACCAGCCCCACAGGAUAGCCCACGCCCACAAUCAGCCAUCCUCCAACGACUAGGUUCACUUUCUAUGCGCCCUGCAAGAGCUCGACGAGAGUCUAGUGGAUCUCCAGUCGACGGUCCAGCCCAGGACCGUAUCGAUGUUCCUGGAGUCAUUGUACCCCAGGCUCCGCAACAAACUACUAUCACAGAGAGCUCCCCAGUCAACACUUGGCCUCGGCCCCAGACUGCAGGACAUAUGCUUCCGAUCAUUACAGGGCAACAUUCAUAUCUCCAGCCCCUUCCACAACUUGCAGUUCAUCCAGCCGAGGAGGCCACCCGCGAACCAAUCAUGCCUAUGCCUUCACUAGGAGCUACCAUGUUCGGGGAAGCCUACCUACCAUACUCGGUGUCAUCUCCGAAUCUGCUCCACAUCCCAGAACCAAGUGGGAAUGGAUUGGAAAUUUCAGCUGCGGAGGACGAAGCACAAAUACCGGAACGACAAAGAUCCUUCCGCCGGCGAGUCUCGACAGAGCCAACCAGUCUACCGCCCUCUGAGAAUGUAGAGUGGCGGCGGCGUAUUGAGGAUUGGAACGAACAUACCAUCCGGGAACGAAGUCGGAAACGACGAAAUAAGUGCAUCAUUAUGUAG